AUGGCACUUCCCGGCAUUCCCUAUGAGCAGCGGCUACUCAUCAUGGCGGAGCCGCGGGAGAAGGCGCUGCAGGAUUACAGGAAGAAGCUGCUGGAACACAAAGAGAUAGACGGCCGGCUGAAGGAGUUAAGAGAGCAAUUAAAAGAACUCACUAAGCAGUAUGAAAAAUCAGAAAAUGACCUCAAGGCUCUGCAGAGUGUUGGACAGAUUGUUGGUGAAGUUCUUAAACAGUUAACAGAAGAAAAAUUCAUUGUCAAAGCAACAAAUGGACCAAGAUAUGUUGUUGGCUGCCGUCGACAGCUUGACAAAAGCAAACUGAAACCUGGCACAAGAGUUGCUUUAGAUAUGACAACUCUCACAAUUAUGCGUUAUUUGCCCCGUGAAGUAGAUCCUCUUGUGUAUAACAUGUCUCAUGAGGAUCCUGGGAACGUUUCCUAUUCUGAAAUCGGUGGGCUCUCAGAACAGAUCCGGGAACUCAGAGAGGUCAUUGAACUUCCCCUCACAAACCCAGAGCUGUUUCAACGUGUGGGGAUUAUUCCUCCAAAGGGUUGCCUGCUUUAUGGCCCACCAGGUACUGGAAAAAACACUCUUGGCAAGGGCUGUUGCCAGUCAGUUGGAUUGCAAUUUUCUAAAGGUUGUAUCCAGCUCUAUUGUAGACAAAUACAUUGGUGAAAGCGCUCGCCUUAUUAGAGAAAUGUUCAAUUAUGCCAGAGACCAUCAACCGUGUAUCAUUUUCAUGGAUGAAAUUGAUGCCAUAGGUGGUCGGCGGUUUUCAGAAGGUACUUCUGCUGACCGAGAAAUUCAGAGAACUCUAAUGGAGUUGUUAAAUCAGAUGGACGGAUUUGAUACUCUGCAUAGAGUAAAAAUGAUAAUGGCCACCAACAGACCAGACACUUUGGACCCAGCCUUACUACGCCCUGGAAGACUUGAUCGCAAAAUACAUAUUGAACUGCCAAAUGAGCAAGCCAGGUUAGAUAUUUUGAAGAUCCAUGCUGGCCCUAUUACCAAACAUGGUGAAAUAGAUUAUGAAGCCAUUGUGAAGCUUUCAGAUGGAUUUAAUGGAGCAGAUCUGAGAAAUGUCUGCACUGAAGCUGGUAUGUUUGCAAUUCGGGCAGAUCGUGACUUUGUCGUCCAGGAAGACUUCAUGAAGGCAGUCCGAAAAGUUGCGGAUUCUAAGAAGCUGGAGUCUAAACUAGAUUACAAACCUGUUUAA
Staurois parvus is the source of this 1213-nucleotide messenger RNA. The record is from the annotation of a GenBank genome assembly. Lineage: Eukaryota; Metazoa; Chordata; Amphibia; Anura; Ranidae.